This is a messenger RNA of Dovyalis caffra, 1959 nucleotides long. Lineage: Eukaryota; Viridiplantae; Streptophyta; Magnoliopsida; Malpighiales; Salicaceae. The record is from the annotation of a GenBank genome assembly.
AUGAAUCUAUGGACGGACGACAACGCGUCUGUAAUGGAAGCAUUUAUGAACUCCUCCGAUCUCUCUUCUCUUUGGGCACCGCCUCCGCAAUCGUCCGCCUCCACUUCCACGCCAGCAGCAGCAGCAGCAGCACAGCCAUCUGAGAAAAAUAUGUUGAGCCAAGAAACACUCCAGCAACGCCUUCAAGCAUUGAUUGAAGGCGCGCGCGAGAGCUGGACUUAUGCAAUUUUCUGGCAAUCCUCAUAUGAUUAUUCUGGCGCUUCCAUCUUAGGAUGGGGCGACGGAUAUUAUAAAGGGGAAGAAGAUAAAGGCAAAGCUAGAAUGAAAAAUUCUGCAUCGUCAGUUGCUGAACAAGAGCACCGUAAAAAGGUGCUCCGUGAGCUGAAUUCGUUGAUUGCUGGGCCCAAUUUUGUUACCGAUGAUGCUAUUGAUGAAGAGGUUACUGAUACCGAGUGGUUUUUUCUUGUUAGCAUGACUCAGUCUUUUGUUAAUGGAAGUGGGUUACCUGGUCAAGCUCUUUUCAAUGGGAGCCCGGUUUGGGUUGCUGGGUCGGAGAGGUUGGGGACUUCGCCGUGUGAAAGAGCCAGGCAGGGUCAGGUUUUUGGUUUACAGACUUUGGUUUGUAUACCGUCGGCCAAUGGUGUUGUUGAAUUGGGUUCUACCGAAUUGAUUUUUCAAAGCUCGGAUCUGAUGAAUAAGGUUAGGGUUUUGUUUAAUUUUAAUAGUUCUGAAGUGGGUUCAUGGCCGAUUGGAACAACAAAUACUGAUCAGGGUGAGAAUGAUCCAUCUUCGCUUUGGCUUACUGAUCCAGAAACUAAAGAUGUAAAUGGUGGGAUGCCCUCAAGUGCCGCACAUCAGAACGGAAAUCACCAUAACAACAACAACAACAACAACAACAAUAAUCAUAGUUCCAAUCCCAGUUCGAGUAGUUUGACCGACCAUCUGGGCGGAAUUAAUCAGGUUCAGAAUCAUCAACAGCAGCCGAUGCAUACACAGUCUCUUUUAGGCCGAGAGUUGAAUUUUGGGGAGUACAACACGUACGAUGGGAGUAGUGUUAGAAAUGGGAAUUCCCAUACGAUGAAGCCAGAAUCUGGAGAGAUAUUGAAUUUUGGGGAGAGUAAGAGGAGUGCUUCCAGUGCAAAUGGGAAUUUCUAUUCGGGUUUGGUGACAGAGGAGAGUAAUAAGAAGAAGAGAUCACCUUCUUCAAGGGGUGGUAAUGAAGAGGGGAUGCUUUCAUUUACUUCUGGUGUGAUUUUGCCUUCUUCUGGUGUGGUGAAAUCGAGUGGUGGUACAGGAGGGGAUUCAGAUCACUCUGAUCUCGAGGCUUCGGUUGUAAAAGAGGCGGAUAGCAGCAGGGUUGUGGAACCGGAAAAGAGGCCACGAAAACGAGGAAGAAAACCUGCGAAUGGAAGAGAAGAGCCUUUGAAUCAUGUUGAAGCAGAGAGGCAGAGGAGAGAGAAACUUAAUCAGAGGUUUUAUUCUCUACGAGCUGUGGUUCCUAAUGUCUCAAAGAUGGACAAAGCUUCACUUCUUGGUGAUGCCAUAUCGUAUAUCAAUGAGCUUAGAACGAAGCUGCAAUCUGCUGAGUCUAGUAAGGAAGAGUUAGAGAAGAAAGUGGAAUCGAUAAAGAGGGAGUCAGUGAGCAAGGAUUCAAGUUCUCCACCCAAUCAGGAGCUCAAGAUGUCAAAUAACCAGGGAGUUAAACCAAUAGACAUGGAUAUUGAUGUGAAGAUAAGUGGAUGGGAUGCAAUGAUACGAAUCCAAUGUUGUAAAACGAACCAUCCUGCUGCUAGGCUAAUGUCGGCCUUGAGAGACUUGGACCUUGAUGUUCAGUAUGCCAAUGUGUCUGUGAUGAAUGAUUUGAUGAUCCAGCAAGCCACAGUGAAGAUGGGUAGUCGGUUUUACACGCAAGAAGAGCUCAGGGUAGCCAUAUCAACAAAAGUUGGUGGUGCUCGAUAG